CCUCGCCCCCCCUGCGACGGCCUGCCGCCGCUUCGCCGCCUCGCACCUCGCGUCGCUCUCCCGCUCCCGGACAGCGACUUUUACUUCCGGCUUCCAUGGCUACGACACCGGAAACCGGAAGAGGGCUUGCGACAGCGGAGAGGGCAAGGGCGACCGCUCGCCCGGGACCGUCUUGGAGCUCGGGACUUCUCGGAGCUCUCCCAGCCCGAUGGUCCUGCCCUGCUCGCCUCUCACUCACGACUCUCCUGACAGACUCUGACUUGGCUGAGCAGACGCCCUUGGAGGAGUCCACUGUGUGAGAUGGUGCAGCCCAGUAGUGGCCCAGCCGGGGAGCAGGACGUGCUGCCUGAAGAGUCAUCUCUGGGGAAACCGGCCAUGCUGCACCUGCCUGCGGAACAGAGCAGCCCUGACACUCUACAGCGCUGUCUGGAGGAGAAUCAAGAACUCCGAGAGGCUAUCCGGCAGAGCAACCAGAUGCUGCGGGAACGCUGUGAGGAGCUGCUCCGCUUCCAAGUCAGCCAGAGGGAGGAGAAGGAGUUCCUCCUGGGCAAGUUCCAGGAGGCCAGGAGGCUGGUGGAGAGGCUCAACCUGGAGAAGCUCGACCUUCAGAGGCAGAGGGAGCAGGCCCUGCAGGAGGUGGAUCACCUCAAGAGAUGUCAGCAGCAGAUGGCCGAGGAUAAGGCCUCCGUGAAAGCUCAAGUGACAUCCUUGCUAGGGGAGCUGCAGGAGAGCCAGAGUCGCUUGGAGGCUGCCACCAAGGAGCGGCAGGCUCUGGAGGGCAGGGCCCGUGCAGCCAGUGAGCAGGCCCGGCAGCUGGAGAGCGAGCGGGAGGCGCUGCAGCAGCAGCACAGUGUGCAGGUGGACCAGCUGCGCAUGCAGAGCCAGAGUGUGGAGGCUGCGCUGCGCAUGGAGCGCCAGGCUGCCUCCGAGGAGAAGCGGAAGCUGGCCCAGUUGCAGGUGGCCUAUCACCAGCUCUUCCAGGACUAUGACAACCACAUCAAGAACAGCAUGGUGAGCGGCGAGCGCAAGCGGGGCAUGCAGCUGGAGGAUCUUAAGCAGCAGCUCCGGCAGGCCGAGGAGGCCCUGGUGGCCAAGCAGGAAGUGAUUGACAAAUUGAAGGAGGAGGCCGAGCAGCACAAGAUGGUGAUGGAGACUGUGCCGGUCCUGAAGGCCCAGGCGGAUAUCUACAAGGCUGACUUCCAGGCUGAGAGGCAGGCCAGGGAGAAGCUGGCUGAAAAGAAGGAGCUGCUGCAAGAGCAGCUGGAGCAGCUGCAGCGAGAGUACAGCAAGCUGAAGGCCAGCUGUCAGGAGUCCUCCAGGAUCGAGGAUAUGAGGAAGCGGCAUGUUGAGGUCGCCCAGUCCGUCUUACCACCCCCCUCAGCCCACCACUCCUUCCAUCUGACGCUGACCAACCAGAGAAGAAGCCCCCCAGAAGAGCCUCCUGACUUCUGUUGUCCUAAGUGCCAGUAUCGGGCUCCUGACAUGGACACCCUGCAGAUCCACGUCAUGGAGUGCAUUGAGUAGGCCAGCAUGCUCAAGGCCCCUGCAGAUGCCACGCCCAGGACCACAUCCUGUCCAGAGCUAAGAAUGAGUGAGAAAGAGUGGCUGCUGCCUCACCCGUGAGCUAGCUGAGGUCUCCAUGGAGCCCUCCGGUCUGCUGGGUCACCUCCCCAGUGGCGCAUGGAGCCGCGGUUCGGCCUGAUGCUCUCUGCUCUUUGUGCACCCAUCCCUCUGCUUGAGCCACUUGCUCCUGGGGCUGAUCUCCCACCCCUUCCUCCCUCUCCUGCCCGGUCCCUCGCUCCUCACUCCCUACCCAGGUCAAGACUGGAGACCUUGAGCCUUCAGGGAGAUCUUCCCUAGAUACACAUGGGCAUAGCUGUCCUGCUGGCACUGACCCAGUCUUGCCUCUUGGGGUGGGAGGUGUCCACUGUAUGGCCAGGCCACAGUGUGUUCCACCAGCUGCUUGUGCUCUCUUGUCCCAAGUGAAUAUGGUAGGUGAUGUGAUGCUGGAACCCUGCUCUCCCCGCGACUUGGUUUUCUGCUCCUGUGCUUUGCUCCUAGCCUUGCUAAGGAGAGAGGGCAAGGACUUGCUACCCACUAGAGAUGCACUUCCCUAGGAGGACUGACCUGAAGGGUCUUCUCUGGCCUGAAGGCCCCCUUUCAGUUCCUCUAUUGGCAAUGGGCUAUUUGUACCUUUUAUCCAUGUUUCUCUUUGGCCAUUAGUUUCUGUUCCUUGAGUUUUAGGAGCCUGUUGAUCUUUAGCAGGAUUAGCUCUUGUGUGUCUUUCGCCUGUUGGCUUUGCUGCUAGUGUUUUUUGUCUUUGAGGUUGUUAACCUUUGUGUUGACACAUUGAUCCAUUCAUCCACUGCUUUGAGUUUGCAGUUGCUGGCACGGCUUCAGGCUUGGACAGAACACUGCUUCACAUGCCUUCUCUUGGCUCUGCUUCACGGUGAAGCCGUCCCAGUGCUUGCUAUGAGUGUUGUUCGGUGCCGGGUUCUCCCU
Molecule: messenger RNA, 2502 nt
Organism: Ochotona princeps (American pika)
Lineage: Eukaryota; Metazoa; Chordata; Mammalia; Lagomorpha; Ochotonidae
Gene: IKBKG
Product: inhibitor of nuclear factor kappa B kinase regulatory subunit gamma
Exons: 10
Coding region: 301-1524 (407 amino acids)
Biological process (GO): positive regulation of canonical NF-kappaB signal transduction
Cellular component (GO): IkappaB kinase complex; nucleus; cytoplasm
Molecular function (GO): K63-linked polyubiquitin modification-dependent protein binding
Source: RefSeq, a predicted model, not a curated record